AUGGAAGAUUUUGAAUACCGGUUUCCACGCCGGGUGAAAUUCCGGCUCGGACUCAGCACGAUCACAGGGUUGGCGGAACCUCUAGACCGCGCGUAUCCAUGGGUGUUCAAGGCCACUCUUGUCGAAGGCGCCUGGCACCGCGUUGUCCGCUUGUGGCUGCCGUCCCUCCCCACACUGCUGCAGCGGUGUGUCCGGAUCCUGUGGCCGCGAUACGCUCUGCCCAGCUGCGUCGUCUUGAAAAAGCUGCGAGGGCCGUUCGUCGACGACGGUGAGAUCGUGUCCAAGACCGAAGAGUUUGACAACGAAAAGGCCAUGUAUCGGCGGCUACAGUCUGUCCAAGGCAGCGCCGUCCCUGUCUUCUACGGUGAGGCGCAGUGUGAGGGCCGGCGCACGCUGGUCCUCUCACUGCUGGCGGGCCAGACGCUGCGGAACCAGACCCAGCCGCGCCUCACCAUCGAGGAGUUUACGGCGCGCAUCGAAGCGCCCAUACGAGCACUGCAACAUCACGGACUCAUUUACAGCGACAACAAGCUCUCCAACAUUAUGCUCGUGGACGGUCGAAUUAUGCUGGUCGACCUUGAGUGGGUCGAAGCGCUGGAGCCAGAGGAGCUGGAUGCCUACUGCAGCAAGGUGACGAUUCCUUCUUUUAUCCGGCGAUACCGGGAGUACCUGCCCAGCGCAGAUGAUGGGGCUGUGGCUUGA
Sporothrix brasiliensis 5110 is the source of this 702-nucleotide messenger RNA. RefSeq lists its product as uncharacterized. The coding region runs from base 1 to 702 and encodes 233 amino acids. The transcript has 2 exons. Lineage: Eukaryota; Fungi; Ascomycota; Sordariomycetes; Ophiostomatales; Ophiostomataceae. The record is from RefSeq and is a predicted model, not a curated record.